AUGAACAAACUGAACAAAGAUUUCCUCUGGGGAUUUGCGACUGCUAGUUUCCAGAUCGAAGGCUCGACCGACGUCGAUGGGCGCGGUAAGUCCAUCUGGGACGAUUUCUCUCGUUUGCCCGGUAAGACACUCGAUGGCCGCAAUGGCGAUGUUGCUACCGACUCUUACCGCCUCUGGCGCGAGGAUAUCGCACUCCUCAAGCAGUACAAAGUUAAAUCGUACCGCUUCUCUAUUGCAUGGUCGAGAAUCAUUCCCCUUGGCGGCCGUCUCGACCCUAUCAAUCCAAAGGGUAUUGAAUUUUACAAUAAUAUAAUCAAUGAAUUGUUGGAAAACGGUAUCACGCCGUUUGUCACAUUGUAUCAUUGGGACCUCCCGCAAGCCCUACACGAUAGAUAUGGCGGCUGGCUCAACAAAGAAGAGAUCGUAAAAGACUUCACCAAUUAUGCGAGAGUUUGCUUCGAAGCAUUUGGAGAUCGCAUCAAAUAUUGGCUGACAAUGAAUGAGCCAUGGUGCAUUUCAAUUCUCGGAUACGGCCGCGGCGUCUUCGCCCCAGGCCGCUCAAGCGAUCGCUUGCGUUCCCCCGAAGGUGACAGCUCGACUGAGCCUUGGAUAGUUGGACACAACGUGCUACUGGCCCAUGCGAACGCAGUUAAUAUUUAUCGCAGAGACUACAAGCCUCACCAACGUGGUGUUAUCGGCAUCACGCUCAACGGGGAUUGGGCUAUUCCGUACGAUGACGCUCCAGAGAAUAUCGAAUCAGCGCAGCACACGCUAGACGUUGCUAUUGGCUGGUUUGCAGACCCAAUUUAUUUGGGUUCCUAUCCGGCAUACAUGAAAUCAAUGCUCGGCGCACGUCUGCCAACGUUCACGCCCUCAGAAAUUGCAUUGGUGCACGGAUCUUCGGACUUCUACGGCAUGAAUACGUAUACGACAAACCUCACGCGUGCAGGCGGCCCGGGAGGAGACGAGUUCCAAGGGAAAGCGGAAUACACUUUCACGCGACCAGACGGCAGCCAGCUCGGCACACAAGCUCAUUGUGCAUGGCUGCAAACUUAUGCGCCCGGAUUCCGUGCGCUGCUCAAUUACCUUUGGACACGUUACCAGAAACCGAUCUACGUCACCGAGAAUGGUUUCGCAGUCAAAGACGAGGAUCGCAUGCCCAUAGAGCAGGCACUACAGGAUGAUGACCGCGUGGAGUACUUCAAGGGGAAUUGCGAGGCUUUGUUAGCAGCCGUGAAUGAGGAUGGUGUUGACGUCCGUGGUUAUUUCCCGUGGAGUUUCCUUGAUAACUUUGAGUGGGCAGAUGGAUACGUAACAAGGUUUGGUGUCACAUAUGUUAAUUACGAGACACAAGAACGGUAUCCGAAGGCGUCUGCGAAGUUCCUGGUUGAUGUAAGUUUUCACUUAACUACAUAUUGGCCUGAAUGA
Molecule: messenger RNA, 1428 nt
Organism: Fomitiporia mediterranea MF3/22
Lineage: Eukaryota; Fungi; Basidiomycota; Agaricomycetes; Hymenochaetales; Hymenochaetaceae
Product: glycoside hydrolase family 1 protein
Exons: 7
Coding region: 1-1428 (475 amino acids)
Biological process (GO): carbohydrate metabolic process
Molecular function (GO): beta-glucosidase activity
Source: RefSeq, a predicted model, not a curated record